GUGGCGUUGUUUCAAUAUGGCGGCUUCGAUGAACAGCAGAAUUCUGUCACUGAUAAAUAAAUCUCGGUUACUGAAGUCAGUCAAAAAUAUUCAUACAUCAAGAGUUCUAGCUAUGCCUGCACAUGAUGCUGAAUUUAACCAAGCUAAAGAACGGUUAAACACUUUAACUGAGGCACCAGGGAAUGAUGUCAAACUUAAAAUUUAUGGUUUGUUUAAACAGGCAACUGAAGGAAAAUGUACAAAACCAAAGCCUGGCAUGAUGGACUUAGUUGGUAAAGCAAAAUGGCAGGCCUGGAGUGGCCUCGGAGUCAUAUCUCAGGAUGAAGCCCAGAAGAAAUAUAUUGAUCUUGUAAAUGAGUUAGUAGCAGCUGAGUCUGCAACAAGUUCUGCAUCUGAAUCAACUGGUGACAGCAAAUUUAAGAUGAUCAAUGUCACUAAAGAAAAUAAAAUCUACAAAAUUACGUUAAAUAGACCAAAAAAGAAGAAUGCAUUAAAUCAUCAGAUGUACGAUGAAAUAGUUCAAGCUUUGGAUGAAGCAGGAAAAGAUAACUCCACCUUAGCUGUGAUAACAGGAGCUGGUGAUUAUUUCUGUAGUGGUAAUGAUUUAGAGAAUUUCACUAGUGGUGGGGAUAUACCUGGUAUGGUUAAAACUGCUAGAGAGAUUCUUUUACGAUUUGUUGGAGCAUUUAUAUCUUUUCCUAAACCUUUGAUAGGAUUGAUUAAUGGACCAGCAGUUGGUAUUUCAGUAACAACAUUAGGACUGUAUGAUUUAGUGUACUGUACAGAUAAAGCAACGUUCCACACACCAUUCUCUAAUUUAGGUCAGUCACCAGAAGGUUGUUCAUCUUAUACGUUUCCUAAAUUAAUGGGAACAGCUAAGGCCAGUGAACUUUUGUUGUUCAAUAAGAAAAUCACAGCUAAAGAAGCUUUAGAGAGAAAUUUAGUAACAGAAGUGUUUCCUGAUCAUAGUUUCCAGAAAGAGACAACAACACGAGUAGAACAGUAUGCUCAGCUACCCCCACAGAGUUUACAAAUAUCGAAACGAUUAAACAGAAGGGCAGAGAUUGAUUUAUUACAUAGAGUUAAUGCUGAUGAAUGUGACGUACUUGUAGAAAGAUGGCAGUCGGAUGAGUGUAUGAAUGCAAUUAUGAAUUUUUUCAAACAAAAGACAUCAAAGUUAUAAACUGACAAUGUUUGAAUGGUUAUACAGGAGAUAUUAUAUUAACAACUUAUAAAUUAUUAUAUAAUGUGGGUGAUUCAUGUUUAUUAUUUACAUUGACUUCAUCCACCUUUAACAUUUGAUAAUAAAUUAAAAUGUGAAGAAGUUUU
This is a messenger RNA of Patella vulgata (common limpet), 1329 nucleotides long. Its product is annotated as enoyl-CoA delta isomerase 2. Gene Ontology annotation, molecular function: fatty-acyl-CoA binding. The transcript is spliced from 10 exons. Bases 17 to 1183 code for a protein of 388 amino acids. The record is from RefSeq and is a predicted model, not a curated record. NCBI's taxonomy places the organism in Eukaryota, Metazoa, Mollusca, Gastropoda, Patellidae.